This is a messenger RNA of Benincasa hispida (wax gourd), 999 nucleotides long. RefSeq lists its product as uncharacterized. Gene Ontology annotation, molecular function: RNA polymerase II cis-regulatory region sequence-specific DNA binding; protein dimerization activity; DNA-binding transcription factor activity, RNA polymerase II-specific. The record is from RefSeq and is a predicted model, not a curated record. Lineage: Eukaryota; Viridiplantae; Streptophyta; Magnoliopsida; Cucurbitales; Cucurbitaceae. Gene Ontology annotation, biological process: regulation of transcription by RNA polymerase II.
AUGACAAGGAAGAAAGUGAAGUUGGUUUGGAUUGCAAGCGAUAAUGCAAGGAAAGCCAGUUUCAAAAAACGAAGGCUCAGAUUGUUAAAGAAAGUAAGUGAACUCACCACUCUCUGCGGUGUUUUCGUCUUUGCCGUCGUCAAUGGCCCCGACGAGGACCAUCCCGUCAUCUGGCCAUAUCUCUCCGCCGCUCAACACCUCUACCGUCGCUUUCUCAGCCUUUCGGAAGUCGAACGCCAGAAGAAAAUAAUGAAUCAAGAGACGUAUCUCAAGGAACGCACCACCAAAGCUCAAGUUAUGCUAAAGAAACUCAUCAAGAAGAAUCAAGAACUCGAACUCGAUCUUCUGAUGCAUCAAUUGCAUCAAGGUCGUCAUAUUUCCCAACUUACCAACGAGGAACUUCUCGCAUUGUUCUGGAUGGUCGGAAAGUGGAUAAGAGACUGCCGAAAACGAAUCGAGUAUCAUCAAGAGGUUCAUCGUCCUCCUCCUCCUCCUCCUGAAUUUGUUCCUUUUAACUCUCCUCUGCUUGAAAUAGGGAGCAAUGAGAUGGAUCUGGUUGAUAAUGGAAGGAAUUUGAUGGAUCAAUGGUUUAUUGAUAUGGUGAUGAAUUCAAUUGAUAAAAUUGGGGGAAGUAGUAGCAGUAUGGUAGAGGAGUUAGGGUUUGUUCAAUCGGAAGUGAAUAUGGGUGAUUUGAUGAAUGGAGGAAAUUCGAUGGUGGAAAUCGGCGAAUUAGGAGGAACGGAAACGAUUAUUGUUGAAGGAGAUGGCGAUGAGAAUAUUUUAUUAUCAGAGUGGAAUUUUGGGGUAAAUGACAAUUUUGGAAUGAGUGAGAUUGAGAAGCUUGUGAACGACAUUAAUGCCGUUGGAGUUGAGGCUACUGUUAGUCCUAUAGAUUUCACUCACCAAGUGGGUUUUGGAAUCGGUGGUGACGUCAACGAUGGAGACCCUACGGGGAUUCUGUAUUUUGAUGGCUGCUACUACCUCUUACCCUGCCCUUGA